UAUGAAACGACAAUAAAAAAGCUAAAACAGACAAUCAGACAAACGGCUCUGUAACUAAAACUAGUUCUUCUUCUCUUGGUUUUGUCCGAUUUGAUCAAGAACAUGAGUUGGUGGUGGGCUGGUGCCAUCGGAGCUGCCAAGAAAAAAAUAGACGACAACUAUGAGCCGACGCAAAGCUACCAAAGCGUCGCACUCAUCAUCGGCGUCACCGGAAUCAUCGGAAACAGCCUCGCCGAGAUUCUCCCUCUCUCCGACACUCCCGGCGGUCCAUGGAAAGUCUACGGCGUCGCUCCCAGUCCUCGUCCCACCUGGAAACCCGAUCAUCCCGUUGGUUACAUCCAGUGCGACGUCUCCAACGCCGAGGAAGCUAGAUCAAAGCUUUCUCCUUUAACAGACGUCACGCACGUCUUCUACGUCACGUGCACAGACCUUGAGAGCGAGGCUAACGGCUCCACGCUACGUAACGUCCUCCGCGCGGUUGUCCCCAGCGCAAAGAAUCUCCGACACGUUUGUCUCCAGACAGGGACCAAGCACUACUACAUCGACAAGUCUCUUGAUUCUCCUUUCACGGAGGAUAUGCCGAGGUUGAAGAUCAAGAACAACUUCUAUUACAGUCUGGAGGAUGUUCUGUUUGAAGAGGUCAAGAAGAAGAAAGAGAGUAGUACCGUGACUUGGUCCGUACAUAGACCGAACACUAUCUUUGGAUUCUCUCCUUACAGUUUGACGAACGUUGUAGGGACUCUCUGCGUCUACGCAGCCAUCUGCAAGCAAGAAGGGUCUCCGUUGCUUUUCCCUGGGAGCAAGGAGGCGUGGGAAGGAUUCGCGGCGGCCUCGGACGCUGACUUGGUCGCUGAGCAGCAGAUUUGGGCUGCGGUUGAUCCGUACGCCAAGAACGAGGCGUUUAACUGCAACAACGGUGAUGUUUUCAAGUGGAAACAUCUCUGGAAGGUUCUUGCCGAGAAGUUUGGGAUCGAGGAGUUUGGAUUUGAGGAAGGGAAGAAUGUUGGGUUGGUGAAGAUGAUGAAAGGGAAAGAGAGAGUGUGGGAGGAGAUUGUUAAGAAGAAUCAGUUGAAAGAGAGGAAGCUUGAGGAUGUUGGUGUGUGGUGGUUUGCUGAUGAUGUGCUAGGUGUUGAAGGGAUGAUUGAUAGUAUGAACAAGAGUAAAGAACAUGGCUUCCUUGGUUUCAGGAACUCCAAGAACUCUUUCAUCUCGUGGAUUGAUAAGUACAAGGCUUUCAAGAUCGUGCCUUGAUUCAUCUUCUAUACAUUGUCACAACAAAAGUGGAUGUUGUGUAGAAGUAUAUUGGACAAUGUUGGAAGAGCAUUAAGGAGGCUAAAUGGAAACACCAGACUCUUUGUUUUGUUACUAAGAGUGUAUUGUAUUGCUCGCUAUGGUUCUACAAGUGGUGUUUCUGGUCGUACUUGUGAAACCAAUGACGGCUCAAGACGCUCAUAACAAAGGUGAGAUGCUUAAAGAGAGUACAUACACAACGCUGGCUGUGAGAAGGUUUCACUUGGAGUUAUCUUAAAUCUCUCAUUAGAAAAUUUGAUUAUUUAUGGUUUGACUGCAGUCAGCUUUAGCUUAAUGUUACGUAUAGAAUCAAAACCAAAGGAAAACUAAAUAUAAGUCUCCUUGCUUCAUGGGUCUGCUUAGCAUUAUCUUCACACCAUAAAUCAGCCAAUUCACACAAACAGGAAUACAUAUUUAUAGUGUUUUUGUUUGCUGCAACUCCUAAGUAUUAUUUAGAACACUAGCCAAACCAAGUUGCAUCAAAUGGUCUAAUUACAGCAUUUAUGAUUAUCUUUGUGAA
Brassica oleracea var. oleracea is the source of this 1810-nucleotide messenger RNA. RefSeq names its product 3-oxo-Delta(4,5)-steroid 5-beta-reductase-like. The record is from RefSeq and is a predicted model, not a curated record. Lineage: Eukaryota; Viridiplantae; Streptophyta; Magnoliopsida; Brassicales; Brassicaceae. The transcript is spliced from 3 exons. The coding region runs from base 103 to 1251 and encodes 382 amino acids.